CAAAAGAUAAAACCACCCCCUGCCGAUUUAAUCCUCAUUUCUCUCUCUGCCGAUUUCAAUUCAAUUUCUUGACGAGAAAAUGACGAUUGGUGGUGGUGCCGGCAAUGGUGUGCCUAAGAAGCGACAGCGUGUGGGUAGCAACAGCCAACUAUCCUCCACCAUUGCUGUCAUCACCGGCUCCAGUUCCGACGCAUCUCCGACGGACGUUUAUCGGAAGCCUAACUGCCUCCGCCGCUCCACCUCACACUCAGUCCUCCCUCAAUCCUCAUCCUACAACGCCCCCUCCUCCGUCAGAUUCAACGACUGCGCGACCGCUGACGUCAUCCUUCGUCUCUACCGCGAACGAUCCACCGCCUUUGAAUCCGACGACAGCGAAUACACCACCGCCGUUGGCCAAUCCGACGUUCAGAUCUACCUUCACUCUGACGUCAUCCGUCAGAGCAAAUACUUCGCCGCUGUAUUAUCCGAUCGUUGGCAAAAAGACUCAGACGACGUCGGUUCAGGCAAAAUCUACCGACUCAAUCUUGGAGUUCCGGCCACAGCUUGUUCAAUCAACAAUCACUGGGAAGUUCUUCAACUUCUAUACACAAACGACUUUUCAAACACAAUCACUAGUGUGUCAAUCGCACUCUCUUUACUUCCUGUAGCUCUCGAAUUGCUAUUUGAGGAUUGUGUUAGGGCUUGUGUUCGAUUUCUCGAGGUCGUCCCUUGGAGUGAAGAGGAAGAGAAGAGUGUGUUGAGUUUGAUGCCAUUUUUAGGAGAGGAAGAUUCUAAAGAGCUUCUCGCUCGGGUUUCGCAUUCGGAUAACGAUACUCCCGAAGAAAUGCUUCAGGGAUUGAUUCUCGCGGCGAUGCACAACCACCCAAACAUGGCGUUUGCAAAGGCUUUUGUUGCGAAACUUUUGAGGGACUUUUCGUCGAGGGAAUCGGCGAGGAGAGUGUUGGAUAGAGCGUUCGAGACGAGUCUGAAGGUAGUGAAGGAGUUGUUGGAGGAAUAUUCGAAUCCGGACUUAAGGGGAGAUCAUAAUGAGACAGAGGCAAUUCAGAGGUUGAAUUUGCACAAGGCAAUGACGAAUGCAAGGCAUUUGUUAUGGUUGAUUGAGAGGAUGAUUGAGCUGAGAAUGGCUGAUAAGGCGGUGAAAGACUGGAGUGACCAGGCUUCGUUCACCGCAGAUUUGCAGAGGACGUUUCGCGAUGAUGCGUGGAGAAAUAUCGUGCCGGGGCUUCCUGCUCUCGUGCUUCGGUGCACUCUCAAGCUUGCCAAUGCCGUUACCUCUGGGUCUAUUCUGGCUGCUAGACAGGUUAGGAUGAAGCUCGUAAAAGAUUGGCUUCCGGUGCUGAUUGUAUGCAAAGACAAAAUCCCUGCCAUGUUGCCAAGUCACCCAUCACCAUACCGCGAGCUAGAAGAAACAUUCUUACGCAUUAUCUCUACACUGCCCAUGCUGGAUGCACAGGAGUUGUUGCAGCAGUGUCUCAGCUUUUCAACUCGAAAUGUUGAAGACUGCCCUCAUUUGGUCUCCGCGUUUAAAACCUGGUUUCGCCGUGCAAAUAGAUCUCCUCAAGCAGAAAACCUUUAUUAGGUGCAGUCUUCCAUCUUGUGAGAAGCCUAUUCACAAGUGGGUUUUAGGCGUUUUCCCUGUGAAAUAUUGUACAUAUUCAACUGAUGUUUAGAGAGAGACUAUGUACUAUGUAUAACUUGUGUUUUUCUCUGUGCUGUGGAAGCAAAUUGGCUUGAAUAAGUCCGAAGCUCGUUAGUCUACAUACCUGAAAAGUAG
Molecule: messenger RNA, 1774 nt
Organism: Ilex paraguariensis (yerba mate)
Lineage: Eukaryota; Viridiplantae; Streptophyta; Magnoliopsida; Aquifoliales; Aquifoliaceae
Source: the annotation of a GenBank genome assembly